Dreissena polymorpha is the source of this 986-nucleotide messenger RNA. RefSeq lists its product as uncharacterized. Gene Ontology annotation, biological process: chromosome segregation; cell division. The coding region runs from base 56 to 889 and encodes 277 amino acids. The record is from RefSeq and is a predicted model, not a curated record. NCBI's taxonomy places the organism in Eukaryota, Metazoa, Mollusca, Bivalvia, Myida, Dreissenidae. Gene Ontology annotation, cellular component: MIS12/MIND type complex. The transcript has 9 exons.
UCUUUCUGCUGUUAUCGAUUUUCACGAUAGUGAACGUAUUUCAGCUGACAACGAUAUGCCAUUCGAUACUUAUUUAAGCGGGAAAAACAAAAACAAACCUUUCUAUUCGCGAAACAGAAGCGUUUUUGAAAUUAGAGACAUAGAGAUGUCUGACAGAAAGAAAGGCCGAAGACGAUCAAGUCUGGCAGCAGCGAGAAUUCAUUUUGAUCUUACAUUGGAGACAGGCAAAGGCUUGCACAAGAUUGUGGAUGGCCGUCUUCCGGAUGAAGCCCGGCUUGCAGAACUCUCCAAACUGGCUAUCAAGCAUGGCAUGGACCGGUACAUUGAUGGUGUGGUGUCAGAGGAGACAAAGGACCUCAUGAGAACCCUCAUUCCAGAUGUUCAAGCCAUAGUAAACACUGCUGAGGCCAGGGAACUCAUAGCCGGGGCCUGCAACUGUGACAGACUUCUGCCCAACCCAGACAAUGAGGAGAUGGAUGAGACUAUACACAUGCUGGAGGAGAGAAUAAACAGACUGGGUAAUGAAGAGGCUAUGUGGAAGGAGUACCUGGAGGAACUGACUGUGGCAACACAGAAUAUGGAGAGAAAGGCAGAAUGUCCUGUGAUUCAGUCUUCAGACCUCAGCUCCACGCAGCGUCAACUGGCCGACGCCUACCUGCCUUCAUUGACAGACCUGAGGCAGGUGGCUCAACAGGCAGAGAUGGCCAGAAAACAAAACUUUAACAAUCUACACCAACACCGUGAGAACAUCCACAGUAUGAAGCAGUCCCAAGCCUUGCUGAACAAACGAAUGGACGAGAUACACUCAAAACUCCUACGUGACGAUAGCAGGUCGAUGUCAAGCCCUCGACACCAUAUUGAGAACCUCAUAGAGUUUCCCUCACCCUGACACAAGGAGUUGAGGAGGGCUGUAAAUACGGACCUGCGGCCAGUCUUAUAAAUGAACGUGUAUAUGUGACAAAUAAAAUUAACUAUGUUGUUUAUAA